Molecule: messenger RNA, 1320 nt
Organism: Eutrema salsugineum
Lineage: Eukaryota; Viridiplantae; Streptophyta; Magnoliopsida; Brassicales; Brassicaceae
Product: cinnamoyl-CoA reductase-like SNL6
Exons: 6
Coding region: 177-1088 (303 amino acids)
Molecular function (GO): oxidoreductase activity, acting on the CH-OH group of donors, NAD or NADP as acceptor
Source: RefSeq, a predicted model, not a curated record
GUAGCUGGGAACGUGCAACAGAAAAUAGUUCACCCAACUUUCUCCUAUUAAUACUUGUCUCUUCUCUUCAUACUUCUUCUAACCUUCUUCACACACACACACAUAUAUAUAUACACACACGCUUUGGAUAAAAACUCUCUGAUUCGAUAAAUCAGAAGAAGAAAAAAAAAAACAAAAUGGAUCACGAAAAGUCUACCUCCUGUUGCUGCGUUCUCGAUGCUUCCACUUUUGUGGGUUUCUGGAUUCUCAAGAAAUUGCUUAGCAGAGGAUACUCUGUUCACGCAGCGAUUCGUAAAAAAGGAGAGAGUGAAAUUGAAGAGAAAAUCAGAGAGAUGGAAGCAACGGAGGAGAGAUUAGUGGUGUACGAUGUUGAUGUGUUGGAUUAUCAAAGCAUACUUGUCUCCCUCAAGACAUGUAACGCAGUCUUCUGCUGCUUAGAUAGCCCUGAAGGGUACGAUGAGAAGGAAGUGGAUUUGGAGGUGAGAGGAGCGAUCAAUGUGGUGGAGGCAUGUGGAAGAACAGAGAGCAUUGACAAGAUUGUCUUCUCUUCUUCGUUAACAGCUUCAAUUUGGAGAGACAACAUUGGAACUCAGAAGGAUGUUGAUGAGAAGUGUUGGAGUGAUCAAGACUUCUGUCGCAAAAAGAAGUUGUGGCACGCAUUGGCAAAGAUGUUGUCAGAGAAAGCAGCUUGGGCACUAGCCAUGGACCGUAGGCUCAACAUGGUUUCUAUCAAUCCUGGUCUUAUCGUCGGACCAUCGGUCGCACAACACAACGCUGGGCCUACCAUGUCCUACCUCAAAGGAGCUGCGCAAAUGUACGAGAAUGGAGUGUUGGCGUACGUUGACGUUAAGUUUUUGGCGGAUGUUCAUAUUAGAGCGUUCGAGGAUGUUUCAGCUUGUGGUCGAUAUUUCUGCUUCAACCAAAUCGUCAACACAGAAGAAGAAGCCCUCAAGCUUGUCCAGAGUUUGUCUCCUUUGAUACCUAUGCCACCGAGGUAUGAGAGUGAGAUGCAAGGAAAUGAAGUUUACGAAGAAAGAUUGAGGAACUAUAAAUUGAGCAAGCUGGUAGAAGCUGGCUCUGCUUGUUAAAGAAUGAUUCAAAAUAUUUAAACUGGAAUUUAGGAGUUCAUACCAAAAAGGGUUAUAAUUUGUAUAUUGAUCUUCUCAAUUCACAGUACUACUAUAUUGGAAAAAAAAAAUUCACAUUUCCUAUGGUUAUAUAUUAGCUGGAGUAGAGCCUUUUAUACUUCACCGGGAUCAUAAUGUCAAUGCUUUCUAUUUUUAUUUUCGUUAAUGUUGAAAAUGGAUGGGAGAGUUGUGA